CAGGCGCAGGGCUACAUGACGGCGACGUUGAGCAUUGGCAAGGGCUUCUUCGACCUCACGAGGGUUCGAAGUUACGGACAGAGGAGCCUCCUCCUCGGUACCCCCGACGGAUCUCCAGAUCCAGACUGCCCAUGUCCCCAGCAGGGGUCCUGCCCCUGCAACAAGUGCACGCUGACCAACUACUGCAAGAUCUCGGGCCUCCUGCCGGACGUUCAGUGGGCCCUGGAGGAAGUGACGGUCUUCUUCGGUCUAGAGAACGUUGACAUCAGCAGCGUCGUGCAGACUUUGCUCACACUGACCGUCAACGACAACUGCAACACCGGGUUCUCCGACGACUCGGGGGUGCAGAAACCCUGCCUGACCGCCUCAGCCUCCAUCACAAUCGAGAUUCUUCCUCGCCCGCAGAAGGAGGUCGACUACUACACCUCGCCUGUGAUCGGAGUGGAUCAAACCAUGGGCUACAUCCAGUCAUGGCAAAGUGGGCAGGUCGUCCUGGCAGAGAACGCCUCCUCCGUUGACAACACCUACAACGGCCUCCAGCUCACCAUAGUCGCCGGCAGUGCAGCUGGGCUGUCAGCCACCAUCUCCUCCUACGUCGGUUCAACUCGCACCGCUAGCAUCGGGAUGCUGAGUCAAGUCCCCGACAACACCAGCAUGUAUUCCAUCAACUGCGGGACCGAGCAGCUGCCGUGCAACUCAUUGCGUCAAGUGCUGGUAGAAGCGAGUCAGAACGGGCGGAUCUUUGCCUUGCCCGGUACUUACUCGGGAGAGCUCAACUACGGCCUUGACUUCAGUCAGAAGA
Messenger RNA from Guillardia theta CCMP2712, 802 nucleotides. RefSeq lists its product as hypothetical. The record is from RefSeq and is a predicted model, not a curated record. The transcript has 4 exons. The annotation marks the transcript as partial. Lineage: Eukaryota; Cryptophyceae; Pyrenomonadales; Geminigeraceae.